This is a messenger RNA of Carassius auratus (goldfish), 1665 nucleotides long. RefSeq names its product transmembrane O-methyltransferase homolog. NCBI's taxonomy places the organism in Eukaryota, Metazoa, Chordata, Actinopteri, Cypriniformes, Cyprinidae. Bases 548 to 1327 code for a protein of 259 amino acids. Gene Ontology annotation, molecular function: catechol O-methyltransferase activity. The transcript is spliced from 3 exons. The record is from RefSeq and is a predicted model, not a curated record. Gene Ontology annotation, biological process: dopamine metabolic process; developmental process; catecholamine catabolic process.
GCACUGCAUACAUUAUUCAGACGGAGGAAUCUGAUUGGCUGCUGCAUGUGCGUGUGUCUGCACACCUGUCGCAUUCCGUCGGUUCGUCUGUCUUCUGAACACAGUCAUCCUCAGAGUCAGUCUUGUGGAUCAACAGAGUUCCAGAUCUGGUAAAGUCCUUUAUUUCAUGCUCAUCAGAUAUCUGUGUUUGUGUUUGUUUGAAUGAAACCGAUCUGAGAUCAGCUCAGAGUUGGGCUGGUGUCUUCACUUACGUCUCUGGCAGGUGUUCUGUCACAUCAUAGAGCAAAAGUGACAGUUAAUUAUUUAUGUGUGUUUUCAUAGGCUGAAACUGAAGUAUUUUGCUAUAGAGUAGUGUCUGUUAAUAUUGUCCUCACUAGUACCAGUGCUGAUAGUGAUGUGCUGAACCUCCAGCAAUACACGUUUUUGCUUUUUCUGAACAAUAUAUGACUGAUUGCUUGUAUGAUAAUGUUGCAAUUGGUUUUCUAGGAGGUUUUGUACAACUUGAAGUGUGUCUGAUGUAACACGUGUUUGUAGGUUGGAACAGAAGAUGGUUUCUCCUGCGAUUGCUUUUGCUUUUCUUCCUCUCUUACUCACGCUGAUCAUCCGUUACCGUUAUUAUUUCGUGCUGCUGUAUCGGGCCGUUCUGAUCCGCUGGGUGCGGGACUGUCUGACGGGCCUCAUCCGAGAGGAGCGGGCGUAUCAGUACAUCCUGACCCACGCCACACCCGGAGACGUCCAGAGCAUCCUGGACACAUUCGACCAGUGGUGCAGCUCAGUGGAGUUCAUCAGCAACAUCGGACCCAAGAAAGGUAAGAUUCUGGACCGGCUGCUGCAGGAACACUGUCCCAUCACUGUGCUGGAACUGGGCACUCAUUGCGGCUACAGCACGGUCCGCAUCGCCCGCUCGCUGCCCAUCGGCGCACGCAUUUACUCCGUCGAGAUGGACGAGGGAAACGCCAAGGUGGCUGAGAAAAUCAUCCGGCUGGCAGGUUUUGAUGAAGACAUGGUGGAGCUGAUCGUGCGUCCGUCGGAUGAGGUGAUCCCGCGUCUGCGUGAGGAUUUCGGCGUGGAGCGUCUGGAUCUGGUCUUCAUGGAUCACUGGAAGCGCUGUUACCUGCCGGACCUGCAGCUGCUGGAGGGGAGCGGUCUGCUCGGUGAGGGCUCCAUCAUUCUGGCCGACAACGUCAUCUUCCCCGGAGCGCCCAAAUUCCUGCGACACGCACGGUACUCGGGCCUGUACGAGGUCAGAGUUCACCGCGCCAUGCUGGAGUACAUGCGGGGCAUCCGCGACGGUAUGGCCGAGCUCACCUUCCUCGGGAUCAAGUAAAACACACGCUUACAGGAUGUUAAUGUGAUGCUAUUGAACUGUUCGUUCCAUGAACAUCGUUUAUAUGUAUGCAUCCGGCAGGUAUUUUAUCAGUCAAGGCACACAUUUACAUUUGAUUAGCUCUUGCUUUCACUGGGAAUCGAACCCUUGACCUUAGCGUUGCUAGUGAUGUUUGAGCUACAGGAAAGACAUGAAACACUUGUGAUGUUUGAGGAUUUGUGAGAUCCACAUGUAAUUCAAAUAAAAAUUCACCACAUUUAUUGUCUAAAUCAAUCUUAUUGGAUUUACGAACAAUUAAUCUGUGCAUAUAUAUGCCUUGCCACCCCUGCUGCCACCCC